Messenger RNA from Aspergillus steynii IBT 23096, 1144 nucleotides. RefSeq names its product aromatic alcohol reductase. The coding region runs from base 154 to 1080 and encodes 308 amino acids. The transcript has 3 exons. The record is from RefSeq and is a predicted model, not a curated record. Lineage: Eukaryota; Fungi; Ascomycota; Eurotiomycetes; Eurotiales; Aspergillaceae. Gene Ontology annotation, molecular function: oxidoreductase activity.
CUCGAGGAUGCCGAAUUGCGCCAGUGGCAUCCUCAACGUGCUUACCAAUGCGAUCGGGGAGUUUGGGUAUAUAAGUGCUCAGUUGGCACCCCCAAUCCCUCUCAGAAUACAGCCCCAGAGCUUUAGCAACACGACCGCGAGGAUCUCGAUAAAAUGGCAUCUGCAUUGAAGAACGUUGUGCUCGUCGGUGCUGGGGGCAACCUGGGCUCGCAUGUCCUCGCGGCAUUCCUUGCUUCAGGCGCUUUCAACAUUACCGUCCUGUCGAGGGAGUCUUCCACCAGCAUCUUCCCGGACGGUCUCCGGAUUGUCCGAUCCGACUACAGCCACGGAUCUCUCGUUGCAGCGUUCCACGACCAGGACGCUGUGAUCAGCCUCGUGGGACGAUCCGGCUACGCGGACCAGCAGAAGCUAGUCGAUGCUGCGCUUGCGGCGGGCGUGAAACGAUUCAUUCCCAGCGAGUUCGGCAACAAUUCCGCCGAUGCACGGGUGCGGGCGUUGGCGCCGAUUCUGGAGGGCAAGAAGGCGAAGAUCGACUACCUGAGACAGAGGGAGCAUCGAAUGAGCUGGACCACAGUCAUUACAGGGGCCUUCUUUGACUACGCUCUCCGAAUCGGCUUCCUAGGCUUUGACCUCAAGGCCCACGACGCGACGAUCUACGACAAUGGCACCGUGCCUGCUUCCGUCAGCACCUUGCCUCAAAUCGGCCGUGCACUGGUGGCCAUUCUCGAGCACCCCGAAGCCACGGCAAACCAGUACGUCUACGUGGAGUCCUUCACGGUCACGCAGAAUGAGGUCCUCGAGGCUUUGGAAAAGGCCUCCGGUGAGACAUGGACGCUCAACAACGUGAAUCUCAGGCCACUGAUCGAGGAAAGCACCGAGAGGUUCAAGCAGGGUGACCUUGCGGGUGCACGCAUCUUGAACCUGGCGGCUGGGGUGGCCAGGUUUCCGGAUGGGCCAUAUGGCGAUUGGAGCACGGUGCCAGGUGGAUCAUGGAAUGGGCGAUUGGGAUUAGAGAAGGAGGAUUUGGAUGAUGUCGCUCGGUCGCUCCUUGGGGAGGACGGCACGAUUGGCAAGGCUUAACUAGAUUUUUUACACGGUAGACUAGAAAAACUAGGCAUAGCCUCAGGGCUAGGGCCGAUUUCCU